GACAGCAGGACGCACAAGUACAAUAAACAAACUGUCUGAGAUAGUGAAAGUACCUUUUUAAACGUAAAUCAUUCGUAUUUUGGGGCGUCCUUUCAACCGAGCACAUCUGUUGUGACAAAGUACGCAUUCUGCACCGAGGACGCAAGGCCGAGAGCCGAGAUGUUGAGCUUUCUCGGACUGCGGAAGGACUCGUCCAAGAAGUCCACGCCGGAGAAGGAGAUGGACGGGUUCGUCAUUUUAGGAGAGACUGUGGAGGAGCAGAGGCAGAAGAUGCAGUCGAUGAAUAUCGUACAGCCUUCAACCAACGUCAUCGUUCUUCCAUCAAAGCAGUCCUCCAGUUCGAACCCCGCCCCGCCCCCAGUACCCGCCCAGCCUGCCGUGGCCACGCCGGCGCCCGUAGCGGAAACGGUGCCGUCCCUCCCCGAGCUCCUGGGGGACGUGCCCUUUACCCUGGCCCCCCACGUCCUGGCCAUGCAGGCGGGCAUACCGCAGCUCCCCGAAAUACUCCUGUCCCACGACAUCAACGACAACCUGGCCAGCUACCGCUACGACUUCACCCUGGAGAACUCCGUGCUCUGCGACUCCUAGUCUCGCCCGCCCGCUCCGGUACUCACAGGCCUUUUCCCAAAAUCCCCCAUCUCCUCUCCUUUUUACACACAUCAGCGGUUUUUACAUCAAGCUCCAGGAAUGCCUUAAAACAGGAGCAGUAUUUUCCAGUCAGGUUAAAUAAUUAUAGAGUGUGGAGCAGACUUUCCUCAGAGGUGAGUUAAUACUGAACAGCGUAGCUUUCUGAGUCCUAACUGUACCAUCACUGCAUCUGAGUGUGGGUCCUGCGUAAUUCCUAAAAAAAGAAAGGGGAAACCCUGGCUGAUGUUGUGUUUUUGUCCCCAUUGAUAAAACAAAUAUAACAGAUAAUAGAUUUAUUUUGGAGAGUUUCUUUAGCUAAAUAUUGAGGGCAAGCUGGUGAAAACACAUCUGAGGGGUUGAGGGGUGUGUUCUCAUUGUGCUCUUCUUUUAGGCAUCUUUACUUAUUUUCCUCCAGGUUUGCAAAGAGCGAGACGGAACCUUUUUUGCCAAGUGCGUGUCAGGGGGGACGUGAGGUAAAGUAGCACAGCUUCGGUGUGGGGGAGUGGAUGUCACUUUAUAAGUGUUUCACAAUCAGUCUUGGGUGUUCUUGGGGGGAAAAAAACGUGACAAUUUUGAAAACACAUUUAAAAAAAUCCUACUUAGAAGCCUUCUGGCACAUGACAGUACUGAGGGUUCUAGUUUACUGACCUGGAGACAGAGGUGGAAGCACAUUUUGUGUGUUUCUGUCUGUCACGGACAAACUAAACUUUUAUUCUAUGAAAAUCAGCUCUGUUAGUGUUACUCUUCCCCUUCUAUAGUGCAGGUAGAGUCCCACAUGAGAAAGGGACCUGGACGCCGCCCUCAGUGAUGCACACAUGCCUUAGCAUCUCCAUGAAAAACAAACAAAUCAAAACAAACCCCUGCGUGAGGUUUGCCUCUGAUUCAACAUUCAUAUGUAAUGUGGUAUAAACUGAAUCACUUAAAAAAAUUAAACAUUUUGUGGAUAUUGUUUGUGGACAUUGCCUGCUACAUGACAUUUUGCAAAUAAUUUACAAGCAUAAAUUUAUGUAACAUUCAGAUAAUCCCAAAAAUGAUCAGAGAAUGUGUCUAGACAAAUUGUGGUUUGCGCAAUAGUGUAGUAGUAAAAAAGAAAUUAUGUUGUUUUCUAAAGAAAUACUGCUUGGCAGAAAUGUCUGUUUCUUUAUUCAACAUCCAAAGUAGGAAGAUAACACAAGCACUUUUCAAUAUUGUAAAUGAGUGGGAAGGUUACCUGUAUAUCUUCUGUGUUCUCUCUGUGGUUUUUUUGUUGUUGUUCAUGUGCAAUUUUUUUUUGUAGAUGAUAUUUCCUGCUGUAUAAUUAAUGCAUACAUCUGUGGUGAUGUGUAGAAAGCCAGGCAUGUAAAACUUGCAAACUGAACAGCACCUUUCCUUUGAUGAAGGCAGUCUGCUGAAAGAUUCUAACCCUCAUCUUUGCGUAGGCGAAUGUCCAGCAGGGAUCCUUCAGGAAUGUAUUUUUUGAUUUUCUUUUGAACUGUAAAUCCCAGAUUUUAACUUGCAGGAUGGAUGAAGAACUCAAUUGGUUUCCAUUGAAAACAUACGUAUUCUAUACUUAAAUUCUCUUAGACGUAAUGAAUAAGUACUCCUGGAUGUAGCCUUGUCAUAUCAGCAUCUUUGUGACAGAGGGCUUGUGGGAUUCUCCUGGUUCUGCAAACACUGGACUUUUGCAUGCUUUUUCUGCAGUUUGCACCUGGCGCUACAUGCUCUGGGGCCGAGAGCACGGAAAGGCGGCCGCAGUGUUGCGCUGCGUUGGCGUGUGUUUUAACACCAAUAUUUUGAUGCAUGUUUGUAUUUGCUGACAUUUUUUUUCUCCCAUUCUUGCAUGUUUAAUUGAAAGGGUGAGUGUUGAGUCGGUGCUUUUGAUUUAUGGCAAAGCACUGAAGUGUGUGAGACACCAGCCUUCAGUCUGUCCGUUUCCUAGUAAGUCUGGGCUGCGUGGGUCUGUGUUAUUAGUGCCAUGAAGACAGUUUACAAAAGCUGACAUAAUUAACGAGUCCUCUGGUUAUGUGUGGUUUCAGAAUACAUCUCACUUUAUUCUUCCACAUCCCUAAAUAUCAUGUACUGUAACGUAGAGGAGGUAAUCCAAGGAGAGAGGGAGUUCUUUACUACUGUACAGACUCACCAAAAUGACCGUCACCAUUUGUAAAACGGCUAAAUGUCAGAAUAACGCUGUGCCUUCAUCAGUUGUGGAGAAAUUUAAAUUCAGCUUCAAUGGCACUUUCAGUGCUGUCAUUUUGUAUUCUUGUUAUUCUUCCAAGUUUACACUGUUUUUAGUGAGGGGGAAAUGACGGUGUUUAUCUUUUUCAAAUUAGACCUUUCUGUGUUCAGUGUCAGACAUUUUGUUUCCUAUAUCAAAGCUGUAUUUGUUAGAAGAUGUUGUGUGGAAAGUAAUAUUAGAAUUGUGCAUUGUGAAUUUUAGCAGUUUAAAUGCUGUGUUAUUAAAUUAUUUAAGG
This is a messenger RNA of Megalops cyprinoides (Indo-Pacific tarpon), 3077 nucleotides long. RefSeq names its product UBAP1-MVB12-associated (UMA) domain containing 1 (gene umad1). NCBI's taxonomy places the organism in Eukaryota, Metazoa, Chordata, Actinopteri, Elopiformes, Megalopidae. The transcript has 4 exons. The record is from RefSeq and is a predicted model, not a curated record. Bases 160 to 588 code for a protein of 142 amino acids.